GAUCCGUACGGAGAUGAAAGUAAGGAGUACGUAAGGAUGUGCAGUCGCGCGAUGAUGCUCGUCAUCAUUGCCACAGCACGGGCAGCCUAUGUUGCUUUGGAACAGCCCAAUAGCAGCCAAAUGAAAAAUUACCCUGACCUGGUUUUCACCGGGAAGAGGAUCCAGGACCUCAUUGGCUACUGGAAAGACCAAUUCUUUUUCAUGGCUUCUUGGGGGGCCCCGACGGCAAAACCGACGCGAGUAUGGGGAACUCCGUUCUUAUCUCAGUUGCGUUUCUGUUGCAACUCGGACAAACGUGCUAGAAUGGGUGUGGAAAGUUAUACCGAGCGAUCACUUAUAUAUUAUUAA
Molecule: messenger RNA, 348 nt
Organism: Durusdinium trenchii
Lineage: Eukaryota; Dinophyceae; Suessiales; Symbiodiniaceae
Source: the annotation of a GenBank genome assembly